CACAAUGUGCCAUGCCAUGACCCGUCUUACAUAGGUAGUACCUUAGUUAGGCCUUGGUUCCAUGCUCGCCGCUCCCAAUCCCGCAUGACAGAGAGCGCCAAUUCAUUCAUGAUCUUGUCCUGCACUCACUCUUUUUCCCUCUACAGCUCUGCGAGUCGCGCGAAGAGCAGUGCAAUUUUGUCCCUCUAGUCGCUAUCUACCUUACUGUGCUCUACUCCUAAACGGCAGAAUCAGAACUCUCCUCAAUUUUGAAUUCGCCGCCUCCAAACUUUGUCACUUCGCCUCCCUCCCACUCGCUCCUCAUCUUAUAACGUCGUGUCCGAUCGGUCUCCCCGACCUCUUGAAAUCCAGACCUAACCUAAUCACUCCACGAUUCUGUGUCGUCCUCCAACCACCCUCCACAGACGAUCGUCCUCCUCUUGAUCGCCAACUCUCAGACAAACGGCGACUGAUUCUUGUUCUUUUGGCUGGGACUUGUCGCAAAGGCUACACAAUUACGGAUACCGGAGCGGAUAUCUCGUGAUCCUAGGAGCUUGCUCAACCCCCUCAAACCCCCCUCCCUGCACUACUUCCGUGGACUCCGUCUCACUGGGCGCGUGUCGGAUUUGUGUCGCAGAGGUUGUCGCUUGUAAAGUUUUAUCAGGCCAAUCCUUUUUCCGAGCUUCAUCGAAUCACACCGGGAGAUCCUACCUCGGCCGACCCAUUGGCGCUCACAUCGCAUCCGAUUCACCAAAGAAAUUAUACAGUCAACAUCACAAAUCGCCCAUCAUGUCCAAGGUAAUGCGAAGCGUCAAAAAUGUGACCAAGGGUUACUCUAGCGCCCAGGUCAAGGUCCGAGAAGCUACCAGUAAUGACCCAUGGGGCCCGACCGGCACUCAAAUGAGCGAGAUUGCUCAAAUGACAUACAACACAUCCACCGAGUUCUACGAAAUUAUGGAUAUGAUCGAUAAGCGUCUCAACGACAAGGGAAAGAAUUGGCGUCACGUACUCAAAGCCCUCAAGGUUCUGGAUUAUUGUCUUCACGAGGGUUCAGAACUCGUCGUUACAUGGGCUCGACAGAGUAUUUAUAUCAUCAAGACUCUGCGAGAGUUCCAAUAUGUUGACGAAGAUGGCCGCGAUGUCGGACAAAACGUCCGAGUUGCUGCCAAGGAGUUGACUUCACUCAUUUUAGACGAAGAAAGGCUGCGGGCCGAGCGAAGCGACCGAAGAUCCUGGAAGUCGCGCGUCACUGGCCUUGAGGAGUUUGCUCCUCAACAUGCUGAGCCUGUGAACCAUGGAACCCGACGACAGCAGCCGAGAAGACAGAUGAAUGAAGAAGAAGACGCUGAGUACCGUCUAGCUCUGGAGGCAAGCAAGUACCAGGAGGAGGAAGACAGGAAGAAGCGCGAAAGCAGACAAAACGGACCAGACGACGAUGACGAUUUGGCGAAAGCAAUCAAGCUUAGCGAGGAAGAGGAAGAACGAAGGCGCAGGGAACUCGAGAACAGCAACGCUGCCUCUCUUUUCGACGACGAUCCUACUCCUCAGCAGCAAACCAGCCAGCCACAGUACACUGGCUUCAACCAAGGAUACCAGCAAGGAAACCCUGUGGACUUCUUUGCCAACCCUAUUGAGCAGAACCAACCCCAGCCUACUGGCUACAUGAACAACGCGUAUACUGGAUUCCAGCAGACCCAACCCACUGGCUUCCAGCCAACUUAUAACACCGGUUUCAAUGGCCAGCAGACAGGCAUGGGCUUCGAUCCCUAUGGUCAGCAACAACAGCAAAACCAGCAAGGUUUUCAACCCCAGCCCACAGGCUUCAAUCCCUACCUGCAACAGCAGCAGCAGCCCCAACAGCAGUCGUUCUCAUCACCUGCUUCUCCUGAACCUACUCUCCAGCCUGGUAGCAAUAACCCCUGGGCAACCAACAACAGUCAGCAGCAGUUGCAACCAACUCCCACUGGUUCCAACAACCCUUUCGCCCAGUUCAGCCGUCCUCAAUCCGCCCGACCAAACCCAAUUUCGUCUCUUGGUGCGCUUCCUGAACAGAAGAGCCUCAACUCCUUUGGCAACCAACCUCAGACUCAGCCCCAGCUCCAGCAGCAGAACAGCUUCCCCUUGCAGUCACAAAAUAAUUUCUCUCAGUCGCAACCAUCAUUCGCCGCUCCUCAAAAGGAGAUGAACGAGCACGAGACACGACUCAACACUCUGCUUGCGAGCGGUGACGGCAUGGACACCUUUGGUAACACAGGCAACCUUCGCAUUCCCGCCCAGCACACAGCCCCUGGCACGUUCGUCAACAGUGCCGGUGCAGGAGUUGCCCGCAUCAACGCUGAGGCUACUGGCAACAACCCCUUCCUUCGACAGCAGUUCACGGGUAUGCCCACAGUCAACUAUGGCGCUCAGAUGCCUGCUGCGACUGGACCCGCUGGCAUGAAUGGACAGACGAACAAUCCCUUCGCCCAUCAGCAGGCACCACAGCAACAACAGCAGAACCACGACUUGAUCCAGUUCUAAGUUGAGUUCCUAAAUCGAAAUUUACGCCCUUAUAUCGGUGACUAGCUAGUUGUGUGAUGGAUUGAUUGAUUACCCCUGACUUUUCUUUGUUGUACGUUCAUCUUCAUAUCCCGGCUUGAACCCGAUUCCCGUUUUUUGGGUAGGCGAAGGAUGGUAUUCCCCUGUUCUCGGUACAUUAUUAUGUUAUUGGACCAUCGUUGAGUCUGAUAUUUGGGUGGCUUAGUUGUGAUGGGAGAAUGGGAAAGCUUUUGUGAUGGAUUCUGGGAUUUUAGACAGCGCAUCUAGCGCAUUCGAAAAAAAAAAAACAAUUCUUAGAUGUUAUUGAAAUCUACCCAUUGACUCCGCUGUAGCCAUUUUACGCC
This is a messenger RNA of Fusarium verticillioides 7600, 2861 nucleotides long. RefSeq lists its product as hypothetical. Gene Ontology annotation, biological process: endocytosis; actin filament organization. The record is from RefSeq and is a predicted model, not a curated record. The coding region runs from base 769 to 2499 and encodes 576 amino acids. Lineage: Eukaryota; Fungi; Ascomycota; Sordariomycetes; Hypocreales; Nectriaceae. The transcript has 4 exons. Gene Ontology annotation, molecular function: phospholipid binding; clathrin binding. Gene Ontology annotation, cellular component: clathrin vesicle coat; endosome; plasma membrane.